AGAUUAACCCUGAAGAGUAUUCUGUGUGUAAAUGCAUCCAGGGUAGGAAUGGGGGUGCACUGGAGGGUGCACUGUAGCAGAAGUCAUCAGUGAAGCAUUCCUGGUGGAGGGAAGGAAUUUCUUUCACACUCAGGACUUUGGAGGGGUCAGAGAGAGUGCUCCAUGCACUGAAGCGUAACGUUGAUGCUCUCCUGCUGCUCUGUGAGGAUGUUUCUCUUUGCCAUGGGUUUUCUGCUAGUCAUCCUUCAGCCGUCCACCGGACAAUUCCCCAGAGUCUGUGCAAACACACAGAACUUGCUGAGGAAAGAGUGCUGUCCCCUCUGGGAUGGAGAUGGGUCCCCUUGUGGGGAGCUUUCCAACAGAGGGUCCUGCCAGAACAUCCUUCUCUCUCAGGCUCCACUGGGACCACAGUUCCCUUUCUCAGGAGUGGAUGACAGAGAGGACUGGCCCUCUGUAUUUUACAACCGAACAUGUAAAUGCGAAGGCAACUUCAUGGGAUUCAACUGUGGGGAGUGCAAGUUUGGUUUCUCAGGACUCAACUGCACUGAAAGGCGACUGAGAACAAGAAGAAAUAUCUUUCAGCUCUCCACCACUGAGAAGAACAAGUUUCUUGCCUACCUUAAUUUGGCAAAGAACAUUCCUAGCCAGGACUAUGUUAUUGCUACUGGCACUUAUACUCAGAUGAAAAAUGGCUCCAAUCCCAUGUUCAGAAACAUCAACGUGUACGAUCUCUUUGUAUGGAUGCAUUAUUAUGCCUCUCGAGACACACUCUUAGGUGGGUCCAAUGUGUGGCGGGACAUUGAUUUUGCCCAUGAAGCCCCUGGUUUUCUGCCUUGGCAUCGGGUCUUUCUGCUGAUGUGGGAACGUGAGAUCCAGAAGAUAACAGGAGAUGAGAACUUCACCAUCCCCUACUGGGACUGGCGAGAUGCAGAAGACUGUGUGGUCUGCACUGAUGAAUACAUGGGCGGCAGACACCCCACCAACCCUAAUCUACUCAGCCCAGCAUCAUUCUUCUCCUCGUGGCAGGUAAUUUGCACUCGAUCUGAAGAGUACAACAGCCAACAGACUUUAUGCAAUGCCACAAGUGAAGGGCCUAUACUGCGAAAUCCUGGGAACAAUGAUAAAUCAAGGACCCCAAGGCUCCCAUCUUCAGCUGAAGUUGAAUUUUGCCUAUCGCUGACUCAGUAUGAAUCUGAACCCAUGGAUAAAAUGGCAAAUUACAGUUUUCGAAAUACUUUGGAAGGCUUUGCUGAUCCACGGACUGCAAUAUCAAACAUAUCUCAAAGUGGUUUGCACAAUGCACUUCACAUCUACAUGAAUGGCUCCAUGUCCCAAGUACAAGGUUCUGCAAAUGAUCCUGUCUUUGUAUUACACCAUGCAUUUGUUGACAGCAUUUUUGAGCGAUGGCUAAGAAGACACAGGCCCAUGCUAGAAGUUUACCCAGCAGCCAACGCACCCAUUGGGCACAAUCGAGAAAAUUACAUGGUCCCCUUUAUUCCCCUUUACAGAAAUGGAGAAUUUUUUAAAUCCUCAAGGGAGCUGGGGUAUGACUACGAGUAUCUGCAAGAACCAGCACUUGGGUCUUUCCAGGAGUUUUUAAUACCCUACCUUGACGAAGCCCGUCAGAUCUGGGCUUGGUUGGUUGGAGCAGCUGUGAUUGGAGCCAUCAUUACUGCUCUGCUCACAGGGCUCAUUCUGGUCUGCCGGAAGAAAAGACAAAGAACUUCUUCAGAGAUACAACCCUUGCUCAUAGAAAGUGAAGAUUACAACAAUAUGUGUUAUCAGUCCAGUUUCUAGAGGCCUCCAGUAACUAGGUGAUUUACUAAGGUGCUAAUCAAGCAUGCAGUGUUUGAUUCACGUUUACAAAUGCCUUGUUGAGGUGUGCUGCAUAAGCAGGAUGGGCAGUCAUGUUCCUCAAGUCUCUUGUAACCUCCAGUGUUGUAGUAUCUUAUCAGAUCCACUCCUGCAAAAAUCUCCCAGAUCCAACCACACCACCCAAAGAACUCAAUGUAUUUCCUAUGCUUGAUUAAAUAAUGCUCCUGUGAAACUAGA
Messenger RNA from Columba livia (rock pigeon), 2052 nucleotides. RefSeq names its product tyrosinase (gene TYR). The record is from RefSeq and is a predicted model, not a curated record. The transcript has 5 exons. Gene Ontology annotation, biological process: melanin biosynthetic process; pigmentation. Gene Ontology annotation, molecular function: tyrosinase activity. NCBI's taxonomy places the organism in Eukaryota, Metazoa, Chordata, Aves, Columbiformes, Columbidae. Bases 184 to 1797 code for a protein of 537 amino acids.